Messenger RNA from Amaranthus tricolor (Joseph's coat), 1256 nucleotides. Its product is annotated as protein LEAD-SENSITIVE 1. NCBI's taxonomy places the organism in Eukaryota, Viridiplantae, Streptophyta, Magnoliopsida, Caryophyllales, Amaranthaceae. The transcript is spliced from 2 exons. The record is from RefSeq and is a predicted model, not a curated record. Bases 297 to 1067 code for a protein of 256 amino acids.
AACUAAAGCCAUCAUUAUCACCCACCAUUUCAUUUCCCUUUCUUUUUCCCAAAUGGGUUUUCCAUUAAAGACAUUCUUUACCAAUUGUCAAUUCCAAUCUUAAAAAAUUCCUUUUAAUACGUCAUUACCCAUCAUUAAUGACUGUUUGCUUAACUAAUUCCAUAUUGGUUGGAGAGUGUAGAUGAAAUCAAGCAAUUUUCUUAUUUUUUGUGUUUCAAAGAAUCAGCAUUGACGUGGGUUACAUAAAUAAAUCACUUAGCAGAAGAAAAAAAAGAGUAAAACUUGAGAAGAAAAAGAUGGGUUUACUGAGUCACAAGGUAGAAAGAGAUGAGAUCAAACCAGGAAAUCACAUAUACACUUGGAGGGCUGUCUUUACUUAUUCCCAUCAUGGUAUAUUCGUUGGCGGAAGCAAAGUAGUUCACUUCACUAGGAUUCUGAAUGCAGACGAUGAGGACAAUUCCGAUCUUAUUAAGGGUAUCUCUUCUUCCUGUCUAACUUUUCCUGAUUGCGGAUUCAGGCAACCGAGUAGUGGGGUCGUCCUCUCUUGUCUAGAUUGCUUUCUUGGCAAUGGAUCACUUUACUUAUUCGAAUAUGGAGUCACCCCGUCUGCCUUUCUCGCCAAAUUGAGGGGUGGAACAUGCACCACAGCUGAAUCUGAUCCUUCCGAAACUGUCAUUCACAGAGCUAUGUAUCUUCUUCAAAAUGGGUUCGGGAACUAUGAUGUAUUCAAGAACAACUGCGAGGACUUUGCUUUGUACUGUAAGACCGGUCUAUUGAUAGUUGAUACACCAGGGGUCGGAAGAAGUGGUCAAGCAUCUUCUGUCAUUGGGGCCCCACUGGCUGCUCUUCUUUCGUCGCCUCUCAAACUGCUGAUGCCAAGCCCUGUUGGUGUAGCUACCGUCACUGCUGGGAUGUACUGUAUGAGCCGAUAUGCUACUGAUAUUGGCGUCCGUAGUGAUGUGAUCAAGGUCGCGGUAGAAGACCUGGCUGUCAACCUUGGCUGGAAUGGAUCCGAGGAGGACGAGGUUCCGGAUGAUGGAUCUUCAAGUGCACUGAUUACUCUGUGACAUACGUGACAUUCGAGUUACUCAUUGAGCCAAGUACAUAUCUUUUCAUUCAAGUUCAUAAAUGUCAUAUUGAAUCACUAAAAUGAAUAAAUCAAUCCUUUUUUGUUCGUAUCGUUGAUCGUUGUGUUUUAGUUGAACCGAUGUAAUUGUAAGUGAAUCGUCGAUCUAUAUAUUCAUGGAAAUUGUCAA